AUGCGAUUGAUAACUUGGAACGUGCAGGGAAUAUCAAACAAGAUGCAUGAAAUUUUGUUGGUUUUGGAUGAGAAUAGUACAGACUUUGCUGUUCUAACAGAAACUAAGAGAAAAGGUAAAGACAAUGAGGACCGAGACAACUACAUACAUCUAUGGUCAGGCGUGGACAAAUCGCGGAGAGCAGCGGCUGGAGUCUCUAUCCCCAUCAACAAACGCCACAAGAAAUAUAUCAAGACAUAUGAAUACAAGUCGGAAAGAAUCAUGACCUUGACGCUUUCUAUAUAUGGUUACGAUACCACAGUGAUAGCAGUGUAUGUACCCAGUAAUGAUUCUACACAACAACUGAAGGACGAAUUCUAUGCUGAUUUAUCAGGGAUUUCAAAUGCUCUUCCUCAUCACCCAGAGGUUAUUCUUACUGGUGACCUAAACGCAAGAGUCGGAUCAAGAUUCGACCAUGAUGUGGUGGGGCAGUUCGGUGAGAUAUGUGUUAACAACUCUGGAGAAACGCUUAUGGACUUCUGUACUCAAAACUUUUUGAAAAUCCUGAAUGGGUUCUUUGAACAUAAAAAAAUACACAGAUACACUUGGGAGAGGCCAUCUCUACAUGAGAAAUCUGUUCUGGAUCAUUUCAUAUGUAAACAGAAAAGUCGAUUCAAAUGGCAAGAUUGCAGAGUGAAAAGAGGUCCAAACUGUGGAUCCGAUCAUUACAUGGUGGAGGCUAAGAUACAGAAAAGUAUAAGAACCCUAUAUCAAAGUCGACUAGCAGAAGAGCUUAGAGCUAGACCGCCAAACAAUAACGUGGAAACUGAAUAUGAAAACAUGAGAGCAGUACAACACUCAGCUGCAAUGCAAGCUCUGGGUCCAAUGCCAGCCAGAAAAAUGAGAAGAAAACCUCCAUGGUUCACAUAA
Harmonia axyridis is the source of this 909-nucleotide messenger RNA. RefSeq names its product craniofacial development protein 2-like. The record is from RefSeq and is a predicted model, not a curated record. Lineage: Eukaryota; Metazoa; Arthropoda; Insecta; Coleoptera; Coccinellidae. Gene Ontology annotation, molecular function: catalytic activity. The transcript is spliced from 2 exons. The coding region runs from base 1 to 909 and encodes 302 amino acids.